Messenger RNA from Medioppia subpectinata, 500 nucleotides. The record is from the annotation of a GenBank genome assembly. Lineage: Eukaryota; Metazoa; Arthropoda; Arachnida; Sarcoptiformes; Oppiidae.
GCGUUGAGUUAAAUGUAAUAGUUAUAAAACAUUUUUAAAUUGUAAUUAAAAAUAAUUGCAACAAUGUGCAAAUUAUUCAGUUUAUUAGCUAUAUUCAGUAUUAUUUCAUUGGUUCUCGGUGAAUCGGGUAAAUGCUCGUGGUAUGGACAGGAAGCUGAGGGCGCAGUGACCGCAUGCGGACAGAUCUUUCACAUGAAAGAGAUGACGGCCGCACACAAGACCCUCCCAUGCGGUACACGGGUUAAAGUGAACGCCAAUGGGCGCAGUGUUGUGGUGACGGUGACUGACCGUGGUCCUUUUGUGCCCGGACGCAUACUUGACCUGAGCAAAGGUGCGGCAGAAAAACUAGGCUUUAUCGAUGCUGGUGUGGUCAGCUGUAAUGUGACACCCAUUUAAACAUCAUACUCGUGAUUUAUAGUAAAGAUUAAUUUAUCUAUAUUUAAAUUAAGUUUUGUAAUGAGCUUUUUUAAUUAUAACAAUUUAUAAAAAUAACAUUUUGU